Molecule: messenger RNA, 2817 nt
Organism: Daphnia pulex (common water flea)
Lineage: Eukaryota; Metazoa; Arthropoda; Branchiopoda; Diplostraca; Daphniidae
Exons: 4
Coding region: 497-2644 (715 amino acids)
Source: RefSeq, a predicted model, not a curated record
UUUCUCGUUGAAGCUGUAAUUUGAACCAUUUAUCCCAAGCACAAUUCAGUUUAUUCUUUAGUCUCACACAUUUCGUGUCAACUAUCUGGUGUCUAGCCUAUAUUUUAUCUUAGGCUCUUUUCCCUUAUCUUGUUUUUGUCGUAUCUCCCCAACUUGUGUGUUUACUUUGAGUUGAACGAAAGUAAUAUUCAUUCAUUUUUCAAACACCAGCCAGUUCGUGGCAUUUCUUGGCACAUCAUCUGCGAGUCGAGUUUCGUGAUCAUCACUAUAAAACUUAUACGUGAGGGCACCAGCGUGAGAAAGAAGAAUUUUGGCGAUUGAGAAUAAAGAAAUCGAUGGUAUUUAAUCUUAAAAGUAUUAAGCUAGAUGAGUCCAAUCGAAAGUAUGAUUAGCUACGCAGCAGAAUACGUAGCCUAAAUCAGAGUCACGUGUCUUCUGUUCGACAUCUACAGCCAAAGAUAGAACACGUCGUUUACAAGCAACAGACUAAACAUUUAUGGUCAAAGGUGUUGGGAAAAUGUCGAGAAGAAAUAGGAGUCGGUUCGAUCACAUCCCAGCUGCGAGAAUUCCACGAGUGUCACAUUAUUCCAGCCGAAAAUCAAGUUUCAGAACCGAACCAAGGUUUGAAUCGGAGAGCCGGUUAGUGCGGUACCGUCGAGAUCGUCGCUCGCCGAGUGCAAAUUGCCGGCCUUCAAACGAGGAAUUCGAUUCUGAUCGAACUGAAAAUGGAAGGAGAAUAUCUGGAAUCAACUUUCGGGACCUUUCUCCCGAUUCACCGAGAAGAUCCAAAGAUACUAGGGAAGAAGGCCCGAUGCGGUGGAGACCUGUGCCACAGCUACGAACUGAAUGGCAUCCGGAAGUACCGGAAGUUUCAGAAGAGAGGCCGCUGGUGCGGCAGUUCAAGGAGCAACGGGCAGAGGAACAUCCUCUUUACGCUGCCGAGUGGCAAUCUUUUUGGGAAAGACGUCAAACUCGUUACAAGUCGAGAGAAUCUUGCGACGAAGACUUCAUGCCAGAUUGGAUCAAGUACUGGAACAAUCGGAUGAAUGAACUUGACCUAGAAGAGGAGAUGAAAGCCCAGGAAACUGCUCAAUUGAACCGCAAGCGCAAAUCUCACCAAGAAGAAUCUUAUGUUCGUCAACAACAUAAUUCAGAAUCCGUCAUCAACCCAAGUCGACAACUAGCGGGUCGCAGUUCAAAAAAUUCUCCCAAGAAAUUCCAUCCGACGCUGGAUCAUGACGACAGAUUGGAUCUAGUAAACCCCCACUCUUCUCAUGCUAUCAAACAGCAGUGCAAUUUCGAAUCAUCUCUAAAACCCUCCACUUCUAAUGGCGUGGGAGUCCUUCAAAAUCCGAAACGCGUUUGUCACGUCAUACCAUCCCAAAUGCCAAAAGACGCACCACUUCCAUCUGGCCCAAAUUUUCUCGAAGUUCUCCGAAUGUUGGUCGCCCUUGAGGACAUUCUUGAUUCUCUUGGUCCAAGCAUCACAAAUAUGCUUGCGCGGGCCCUAUCGUCUGAACGCCGUGAAAUUGGUAGCUCAUCUAAACUGUUAAACCAAGAUCCAACCUGCGUUGAUUUGCUCGACACAUCGAAAGAGAAGUUGAAAGGAUUAAUUUCGGCUGGAAUCCUGGAUGGAGUUAAAGGAACGGCUGCCUCGCAGGCUGUUGAAAACGUUAUGCGCCUCCUCAAGCAGCCUUCAGUUACUUCGCAUUCUAGUACUUCCUCGGACGGACCUGCGGGUUUUAACAUGGCGAAACUAAUUAGCAAUCUGCAAGCUGUUGGACUGUUGCGCCCUCUUCAAUCGACUACAACAUUGCCCUCAGCCAUUGGGUCUCCCAGCGUGGCUGAGUUGAAAAACAAGGACUCAACCACAAGUGCUAAAAAUUCGCACAAUUCUCGUGUUGAAAAAGAUCAACUAUUCAGCGGUGAAGAGCUCAAAACCCUGAUUGUAAAUUUUCGGACAUUGACCGCGUCGCAGAAGGAAGAUCUCGUUCAACAUUUACGCCGAUUGGAAGAAAGUAACCCCGAGAAAGACGUGAAGAAUUCGAGUGAACCGUCGUGUUCAUCAGGUUCGACAUCUCCGCUGUCUAAAAAAUACCGUCAAUACGAAAACGGUCAAAUAGUCAACCCGAUUGCUCCCAAUCAUCCGCCGUCCAAAAUUCGAUUUCCUUUCAUAUCGAAGAAAACGGGACUGUCGUCUACCGACUUGGACAAUUACGGCAUUCCGCUCGAUGAGCUCGGCCCUUCUCGCUCAAAGGUGCCGAUAGAUAUCAAACGUGAGUUAUCUCGUGGCGCAACAAUGACUGAAGGUUGUUCACUAUCAGCCGUCAAUCAUCAACCUUCAACUGGGAUUGAUCACUCCGAUCAAAACAAAUCUAAACUUGGCCAAUCUUCCCAGCAUGUCCACCAGCCAUUUGCGCGUUUGACAGAUGGGAAAAACAGCUGUCAGACGCCGUUAACACAUCGAGAUGGAAUUCAACAAGUGCAAGAAUUGAAUAAAGUGCAAUUGCAGAGACUGAGCUUCUACAAGGACCAGUUGGAUCCCAGGAGAAAUCGAAUGUUGAACAACGGCAGCAUGCAUGUUGCACAACACCGGCCAGUUCCUUACCAAGAACCUAUCGUCAUUCCCACUUCCCCUGUCUAAGCACCAAUUUGCUGUUUAAUGCCAAUGCCAAAAUUGCAACACGUUAUUCUCAUGCCAAUUAAUGAAAUUACUUUUCAACUCGGAAAAUUAUUAACAAUUUUGCUGCCCAAAUCCCCUGCCAAACAUGUUUCACAAUUUCGGACUAGAAAAUAAAAUUAUAUUUUUAAAAUUGA